Molecule: messenger RNA, 264 nt
Organism: Leptosia nina
Lineage: Eukaryota; Metazoa; Arthropoda; Insecta; Lepidoptera; Pieridae
Source: the annotation of a GenBank genome assembly
AUGCAGUUCCUUCGAGGGCAGUGUUCGCAAGGUAUGAAGGGGGUCGCAGAGGAGGGGAAAGUGGCACGUGGCGGGGUUGUUCACCCUGCGCGAUCGGGGUCACAGUCGCCCGCGUACCGCAACCCGCCUCCCCCCCCUCGCGUAGCCGCAACUACUCGGCUAGCCCUUGAUAAGGAAACUCCAUUGACACCAUCAACCGGGUCGACGGAUAAGGCGCUCCUUGCAAUAUAUAGGACGACUGCUUCGAUAAAGAUACCUACGUAA